Molecule: messenger RNA, 2531 nt
Organism: Hydractinia symbiolongicarpus
Lineage: Eukaryota; Metazoa; Cnidaria; Hydrozoa; Anthoathecata; Hydractiniidae
Product: ataxin-2 homolog
Exons: 2
Coding region: 1-465 (154 amino acids)
Source: RefSeq, a predicted model, not a curated record
AUGGUACCUCAACCACCGCCACCACAACAAAUGCAGAUGCAACAACCGCCAGUUCCACAUAUGCAAAUUCCAAUGCAACAAGUUGCUCCCCAACCAAUGAUGACACAACAGCAAAUUGUUCACCAUCCACCAGCACAAGUGACUCAAAUACAUCAUAUGCCAAUGCAAUCUUCAGCGCAGAUUAUUCCACAAACUUCACAAGUCAUGUAUACUGCUCCAAAUCAUAAUGUGAUUGUGCAUCCUGGAGCUGCACCAGUGUCAUAUGGUCCACAAGUUGUAUUCCCUGGCAAGAAAGGAAAACGCAAUAAAUUUACGGUCGCCAGUAAUACAUUCGGACGCGUUUCUGAUGGAAUCGAUUUUGUGAACAAUGCGAGUGACCUAGCAGGCGGACUGGGUGAUUUAGCAGGCGGACUGGGUGAUUUAGCAGGCGGACUGGGCGAUUUCGCAGGUGGCUUGUUUGAAUAAUCAGAUGACAUUUACUGAAGAAGAUAUUGUUAAAUUUUAAAUGUUUUUUUAUGUUUUGUUAGCACUACUAUACCGUCUGUCUUUUGUAAUUAUCUUUAGUUUUAUCAUCUUUUUUUAAGUUAAAAGCUACACAAGGCCACGUUUAUCGAGUUUCUAAUUUUUAAUAGGAAUAAUUCUUUUUUUUAUCUCGGCGGCGAGACGAACAUGACCCUGGAGGAGGCCAAGUCACUUGAUCCUCCAAUGCACAGUUUUUGUGUGUGUAAUAUUUAAUGAGAUUUGUCUCAAUGAACCAAAGUUUUAUAUUUAACCUUGCAGAGCUAAGCGAGCUCGGCGUUUUACGUCACUGAUACGUGCGGCGAGUUUGUUUUGAUUCCUCUCAUACGCAACACGCAAACUGUUCGCGCAUGGCCCUUGAUUGUUCUCUAAAUGUAUAAAUAUACAAUAAUGAUAUUCAGGCCUUUGUUUACUUGUGUUUACUUGAAGAAAUUCAAGUAAUAUAGUUGCGUUAAUUUUCUGAAUUGGUUGGCUAGCAAGCACUGGAUUGCAAAACUAACUUGUAGCUAGGUGUGGAAAUUAGUAAAUGAUUUGCUCACCUGACCAUAGCAUUUUGUUGGUUCUCUAUAGUGUAAAUAUGGCUAUAUAGUUUUCAAAUGAUCGUGUCAUUCUAGGUUCGUGACUGAAGGUUGCUAAGCAGAAAUUUAACUUUAUAUUAAUAUUUAUAUUUUUUAUUCAUUUCGACUGAUCUGGCUCAUUUACUGUAAGUUCAUUUCUGUGUCUGCAUUACUGCUUUUAUAUGAUAACCAUGAUUUUGCUGUAUGAAUCCCAAAGUUGCUUUUUCAUUAUUAUUUUUAUACAUUGUUAACUGAAACUGAAUUCGUAUUUGGUGGAUAAGGCUUCAAAAAAGUAUUUACUUAGGAGUCUUCUUUGCUUUUACAUUUUGUGGCCUGUACAUUUCCAAAAAGCCACCCAUUACUGAUAAGUUUGUUAUAUGUUUUUAAAACGCCAUAAAAGUUUUUAUUUUUCACUUAACAAGCUUACAUUUUAUUGCACACACAGAUACACUAAAACAAGUUUCCAAUAAUAAUCCAAAAAUUUUAUCAAAAGCAUUUUGCUGGUUUAAAAAUUGAAAUCGACAAGUCCACAUGUGAUCUGUUUUGUCGAUUCAAAUCAUAUAUCAUGUACAACCUCGUUCCCAGGGCAAUUUGCCGUCCGAGAUUGUCAGAAAGAGAAAAAUCGGCCUGUGGACGAGGUUGGUAUCAUGUAAUCACUACGUCUUUACGAACAGCAAAGUAUUUCUACCUUAAAAGAAAUAAAAAUAAAUAAUUUAAAAAAAAAGGAAUAAUCUUUGGGGAUUUUGGACCAAAAUUAAGCUCCACAAAGUCGCACUUUUCAGAGCUCAUCAAAAUUCUGCUUCUGUUUAAAAAGCGCUUUUUAAUUGAUAUAUACAUCUAUUUAUUGUUAUCAUUCUGCUUGGAAAAUGUUCAAAAUGCCAAAUUAGCUAACCGUAAAAAUUAAUUCAGUAUUCUCAUAAGAUCAUCCAAUCACAAAAAUUUAUCAGCAAAAUAAUAUUUCUUGCAAAUAAAUUUUUCGUCUACUGGCAUAAUUUUAGGUUAAUCUUAUCUGACCUAUUUCUGAGGGUAGAAUAGUUUUUAAAAUUUUCUGAACCUGUAUCUUAGUCAAAACUGAUAUGCUGUCAAAAACGUCUUAUUUGUAUCUCUAAAAAAGGCUAAAUUCUAAAACUCAAAAGUAUGAUGAUAAUAGAACUAUUUUUUGGCUUAAUUUUAACCAAUCUAAAACCACAUCAUACCAAAUCUCAAGUCAAUAUUUUCAAUUUUACUGAAGUUAUGGGACACUAUAUAUACUACCAGGUUUAGAUUUAUUUGUUAUUUUUUGUUCACUGCUUUGUACAGUAUUAAGACUCUUGAGAUAAUAUAUCACAGUGUUGAGCUGUUUAAUAUCUACCACCAUCUUUAGUGCAUCCUGGAUUUAACCAUAUGCUGUUUUGAGCGUGAAUCAAAAUAUGCCUCAAAAUACGAUUCUGUUCGAUUUUCUGAAAUUUCUUCAUA